This is a messenger RNA of Hemicordylus capensis (graceful crag lizard), 4695 nucleotides long. It is a transcript of the gene ENOPH1, whose product is annotated as enolase-phosphatase 1. The record is from RefSeq and is a predicted model, not a curated record. The coding region runs from base 356 to 1144 and encodes 262 amino acids. Gene Ontology annotation, molecular function: magnesium ion binding; acireductone synthase activity. NCBI's taxonomy places the organism in Eukaryota, Metazoa, Chordata, Lepidosauria, Squamata, Cordylidae. The transcript is spliced from 6 exons.
CCUUAUCUAUCCUGGGGCAUGUUAUUAUGACAGUCCCGCCUUCCUCUCCAUUUCUCCCGGCCAAUCAGGCUCUAAUAAGCUUCCGGAUGCUGCGGCGAGUCGCCUUCCAGCCACGUGGGCUGCUUCUUCCACGCCUUCCUACGGCAGGUUCCGCUCUUGCCUGUUUUUUGCGAUUCAUCCAGGCGCCUUGCUUGCUGCUGCUGCUGCUGCUGCGUCGUCUCUUAAGCUGCAUCAAGCACCGCUCGGGCUGUCUGCUGCGCGUCUCUGGCUUGAUCCAGCCUUUGUGUCUGUGCGUGCGUGCGCGCAGCAUCCGCAGCGGUCCGCCCUCCGGUUCUGUUGCUGCCCGGUGGUGGAUAUGGUGGGUUUCACGGUACCCGCAGAAGUCAGUGUGAUCCUGUUAGAUAUAGAAGGCACAACAACUCCGAUUGCAUUUGUCAAGGACACCUUAUUUCCCUACAUCAAAGACAAUAUUAAAGAUUACUUGCGAGCACACUGGGAAGAAGAGGAGUGCCAGCAGGAUGUCGGUCUCUUGAGAAAACAGGCGGAAGAGGACUCUCAUAUGGAUGGAGUUGUGCCUAUUCCGCUGGAAACCAGGGACGGGGAAGAGGAGGUCGAACGUAUUAUCCAGGCUGUCGUAGACAAUGUCCGCUGGCAGAUGUCUUUAGACAGAAAGACCACCGCCUUGAAACAGCUCCAGGGUCACAUUUGGAGGGCAGCAUAUGAAAAUGGCCGUGUGAAGGGAGAGUUCUUUGAGGAUGUGGUUCCAGCAGUGAGAAAGUGGAGAGAAGCUGGUAUGAAGGUUUAUAUCUAUUCUUCUGGGAGUGUGGAGGCACAAAAGCUCUUGUUUGGGAACUCAACGGAAGGUGAUAUUCGAGAGCUCUUUGAUGGCCACUUUGAUACGAAAAUAGGCCCCAAAGUUGACAGCGAGAGUUACCAGAGGAUUGCUUCCAGCAUCGGGUGUUCCACGAACAACAUCCUGUUCCUGACAGACGUCACUCGGGAGGCUGAUGCCGCAGAAGAAGUUGACAUGCAUGUGGCUAUAGUAGUCCGGCCAGGCAAUGCAGGACUGACGGAUGACGAGAAAUCUUAUUACAGACUUAUAACCUCUUUCAGCGAACUGUACCUGCCAUCGUCAACACCGUGAGAAGAAGCAAAUUUGCACAUGGAUUUUUUUUUAUUUUUAAGAAAGACCAAACACCGCCUGAUGAAAUUCCCCUUGAAUAAUUUAUGGUAGUUUUGUUGGUGAUAAGAAUGCAAAAGAGAAAUCAUUGGAUACUUGGCCCUCUGAGGACAGGAAAUCAGGACUGCCGUGAUUAGAGUGACCAAUGGUGUUGUGAGUCUGUUUCAAAGUAACGCCCGUGAAAUCCCCAGUUGGCAGUCUGGCUUGAGAAUUGCACAUCGAGGAAUCGGAAGGCAUGCUCCACUGGACGGGUCUACUGUGCAAGCCCUUCUGAGAUGACUAGGAUGGUGCAAGCGCACAGCAGUGCUUGUCUGCACUUCUCAUUCUCACCACAAAGGGGCUUGCUCAGGACACCCUCCUGGUGGGUUGUACCCAGGCUAGGGGUGCGCAUGGGCCCCAGUUCGGGCCGUGGUUCAAAUUCAGAGUGGUCUGUGGUUCGGCAAACUGGUGGUUUGGGGCGAUGCCGGGGGGUAGGGGUAGCGAGCAGCACCUUUAAAAGUAAAGCCACACGUCCUUACCAGCAUACAGCAUCACUGACCGCCACUCCACACAGCUUCCUGCUGCUCCAGGGCUCUCCCCAGCAGCAUGCAGCCUCCACGUGUGGAAGCCAGUUAAGUGCUGGAGCCAUGCGGCUGCACACGGGCUGCUGGGAGUGCUGACGCCACAGUGGUCAGUGAUGCUGUAUGCUGACAUAGACCAGCAGCUUUAUUAUAAAGGUGCCACUCGCUGCUCCACCCCCCUGGCACCACCUUGAAGCCCCAGACCAGUCCAAAUUCGGACCGCGGCUUGAUCUGUGCACAUCCCUAACCCAGGCUGUUCUAGCACAAGCUCACAAUCCCUUGGGUUUGAAAGCCUCCUGCCAGUAAAGAUCUCUUAAGAUCUUUCUCUUUGCCAGUAGGUAAAAUGAUACAACUCAUUGUCCCAGUUCUUUAAAAGUCUUGCAAGCUACAGCUGAUGGGCUGAGUAUUCUGCUCUGAGAAGCAAAGCAAGUUAGUGUGUGAGGUUUGCCAAAUUGCAGACUGUAUUUGUAAAUGCCGUUGAGGCCUUUCCAGGUGGUAGUGAUGUGUCUUGUGUUGGAGAUACUCCAUAUGAUGCUUCCUGAGCUAGCGUACCCAUUUGAGGAAAUUGCAUUUUCCCUACACUGAGUCGCUGGGGAAAUGUAAUCUCUCCCCCACUCUGCAAUUGCGACUAUUGAAGGUGUGAGGUUUUAUUUUUAAAGUUGUACUAAUAUUGGAGACACCAGUUGAAUAUUGCCUGUGACAUCGCUGCUGCAAGCAGUCGCUUCUACUCCUACCUGCAUCAUGUUGAGAGUGUUUAAUAACCCGCCAUGUAUUUUCCUUUUUUUUGCUUUUCUUUUUUUCUUCAAAGAUUCUGUGUUCCCAGUCUCCCGAACAGUAGUACAUGUCUCUCUGUCUGUCAUAUGAAUGAAUGAAACAAAAAGAUAUGUGUCUAGGCUCACUCAUGAUACAAAACCAAGGCCAAAAAAAUCCAGGUUUAUGUAAUUACAAAUUUUAAAAUAGGAAUUAAAAAUUACAAAUAACCUGAUAAAAGCAGUCAAUAAUAGAUUCCUGUACAGUUGUAAAAAUCAAUACACCCACUAGCUACAACAAACUAUUCACAGAAAUGGAUUCUUAUCCAAAAGAUACAAUAAUUCAAGAAUCUUAGUAUAAAAUACACAAAGAAUCAUAUUCACUGUUGAGUCCCUGCAGAAUGAGUCAGGAGGUUCUGUUGGAGAAUCAACAGUGAAUAUUAUUCUUAGUGUAUUUUAUAUUAAGAUUCCUGAAUUACUGUAUCUUUUGGAUAUGAAUCAAUUUCUAUGAAUAAAGUAGUAUCUGAUAGGUGUAUUAAUUUUUAUAGGACUGUACAGGGAUACAGGACUGUUUUUAUUGGGUUAUUUGUAAUUUUUUAUUCAUAUUAAUAUAAAUUUGUAAUGACAUAAGCCUGGUUCUUUUGGACUUUGGAAGUAAACAAUGUGUCACAUACUUGCCUCCAGGUAUGCCCUGCAACAUAACUGCUGCCUUGCAGCAAGAUGACUCCUGCCCUCUUCUGUAAUGUGAAGAGGAGAGGGGUGUGUGUGAGAGUGUGUGUGUGAGAGAGAGAGAGAGAGAGAGAGAGAGAGAUUACCAUCCUCACUGGAUGGGGUUUGUGUUAAGAGACACAUGUGUUUGUUUCUGCACAAGCACCAUUGUCUGAAACUAUGUUUCUGCACCUUGUAAUAACUGCAAUCCUGGUCAUGGUCUGAAGGCAAGUGAUGUAGCAGCUAGAGGUGUGUAGAAUGUUCCGGGGUCAGAAUGUUCUGCCUCAAAACUGGCUGUUUCAAGGCUUCUGAGCUUGGAACAGAAAAGCGGGGCCUGUUCUGAGCCUGAAACGGAUCCACCCCAUACCAAGUGCACUCUUCUGGCUGCCACGCAUGCGCAGUCACCAGAAGAGCACCAUUUGGAAUCCAAAAUGGCGCUUGGUACGAUUCAACAGAAAGGGGUCAUUUCAUUGGAACAAGGGGCACAACAGCUUGUUUUGACGGAACGGUCUGCACAUUUUGUGUUCUGUUCCGAACUCUGAACGGAACGCAAAAUGUACACACCCCUAGUAACAAUGUUCUUGAACCUGAGCAAGUCUGGGUCUGUUCAGUGUCUGGAUGGCAGAUUGCCUAGGAACCCUGGCUGACAUACACAGCAAGGAUGCAUCAGUGCAGUGAGAGAGCAGCCUAACAGAUCUUCCUAACUAAUUGCAGCAGGGAAGUGGCAGUGUUUGAUGCCCUCUCCUUCCCCAGCACGCCUUCUUUGCCACCCGAAAAUAUGCCCCCGAGGGCUGAGCAGCCCUUAUAGACAUAUUUUCGAGUGGCAUAUUAUAGGGCUUCCUAGGGAAGGGGAAAGUGUCCGGAAUUGCUGCUUCCCCAAUGCUUGGGUAUGCAUGUGCAAUGUAUGUCUGCCCCUGCCUGUUUGUCAGUCCCCUUCUAUGGCACUCUGAGUUCCAUAGUGGGAAAAGGGUGGGAUACAAAUGUAACUGUCUGUGGUGGACAGUCUUAUCCUGAGGACAAGCUUGGUGUACAGGUUCUUCAGGAACCAAGGAAUUCAUAAAAAUAAGUUGGGGUGAAGUUUCUUUGGAGUUGGGCAUCUCUUUGGUUCAUGUGGGUUUCACAGCAUGUUAUAAACUGAAAUGAUGCUGUUCUCACUUGCACAUAGGAGGGCAGCUGUAUCCUAGCAGCCCUCUACAGAAAUACGCCACUUCUCAAAAACCUUUGCAUGCUGGGGGGGAGGGGGGGAACCACAAGUGACUGUAAAUCCACCUGUGAUAAUUUUAGCAAUAAAGUUUCCUUUUGUGUGGUCAUGAAAAACACUUGUCUGUGUUAGAUGAGUUCCAUGUCAUGGUUUACUUUUUGCCUUGUGGUGCAUGAAUUGUAAUGGAUCUGUUGCAGAAACACCCUGCAGUGAUGCUGCACUGAACCAGCUUCAGUUUAAAUGGUCACCCAUGCAGUAGACAUGCCUGCUAAAUAAAAGUCUAGUUUUAUGGUUUGA